Naumovozyma dairenensis CBS 421 is the source of this 1185-nucleotide messenger RNA. It is a transcript of the gene USV1, whose product is annotated as Usv1p. Gene Ontology annotation, biological process: regulation of transcription by RNA polymerase II. Gene Ontology annotation, cellular component: chromatin. Bases 1 to 1185 code for a protein of 394 amino acids. The record is from RefSeq and is a predicted model, not a curated record. Gene Ontology annotation, molecular function: DNA-binding transcription factor activity, RNA polymerase II-specific; RNA polymerase II cis-regulatory region sequence-specific DNA binding. The transcript has a single exon. Lineage: Eukaryota; Fungi; Ascomycota; Saccharomycetes; Saccharomycetales; Saccharomycetaceae.
AUGUCAAAAGAAAAUAUCACAGACCCUCAACCAAAGAGAAUUCAAAAGAAGAAAUUCUGUUGUACUGGUUACGGGGAAUGUUCAAUGGCAUUUACAAGAGCUGAGCAUUUGACAAGACAUAUUAGGAAACAUACUGGUGAAAAACCGUAUCACUGUGGGAUUUGUUCAAAAAAUUUCAGCAGAAUUGAUAAUUUAAAACAACAUGAAGAUUGUGUUCAUCACAAAGGAGUGUCUAAUUGUUUAUCUAGAGGCCAUAAAACUACCACAAAUAUGAAACGAAGAACUAAAAGCACUGAUUUCAUUACAGGAGAGAAAUUGGAACAGAAGUUCAAAAGACAAAGAGGAACUCAAGGUAUUAAUUUGAUGGCACCAUUACCAACACCACUUUCUUCUUCUUUACCUAGCUCUCCGAAUCGUACUGCACCUCCAACCAUGCCUGGAUCACCCGUUACAAUGAAUUUUAACUACAUUGGUAAAUCCGGUAGCAAUAAUAGAGGGUAUUUUUUUAAUAGUAUUCCCAGCACCAGUCCCUUAAAUAGCACGGAUAGUCAAGAAGAUCUUCCCUUGAUUCCGAAAUAUAUUUAUUACCCACCAAACGGGACAUCAUAUAUCCAAUAUUCGUUUUCAAAAGAACAACCAAGUAAACAUCCCACAACAACCUCAUCUUACAAUCAGAUAAACGAUUAUUACCUUCCAAAACAAAUGUAUAAUGAUAUACCGCUAACUGCAUUGCAGCAGGCCCCACCAACACCAUUACAACAAGCCCCUGUAGCAUACAAUCAAAAUUCAAGGAAUUUUUCUUCAACUAGUCUGAACGUGAAUUUUCCAUCGAUGUUUAAUGCUAUUACUAUGCCCGCAGCCCUUGAUAACUCUUCAACAAAUACUACAAGAAUAAAACGUAAUGUAUAUGAUCCUAUUGAUAAAUUCCAACAAUUAUUGGAUCCGGGUGGUUCGAGCAACGACGACGAUACCCUAAGAAUUGAAAAAAAUUGUAUAGUAGAUAAUGAAACCGAUAAAAUCAAUCUUCAAGUGAUAAAUGAUGGAAAAAUUCAUGAUGAAAAUGUUGAAAAAAAUAAUGGAAAACGUGAUAAUAAUAACGAUAAUAAUAACGAUAAUGAUAACGAUAAUGAUAAUAACGAAAGUGGUAAAGCAAAGAGACUACGUGUCGAAUAUAUGCUUACAUAG